This is a messenger RNA of Schistocerca gregaria, 882 nucleotides long. RefSeq lists its product as uncharacterized. The record is from RefSeq and is a predicted model, not a curated record. Bases 1 to 882 code for a protein of 293 amino acids. The transcript has a single exon. Lineage: Eukaryota; Metazoa; Arthropoda; Insecta; Orthoptera; Acrididae.
AUGAGCUUUCCUUCACAAGGAGUGCAGCCUUUGCAAGGAGUGGAGCCUUUGCAAGGAGUGCAGCCUUUGCAAGGUGUGCAGCCUUUGCAACGAGUGCAGCCUUUGCAAGGAAUGCAGCCUUCACAUCCAUUGCAGACUUCGCAAGCAGUACAGCCUUCGCAAGGAGUGCAGCAUUCGCAAGGAGUGCAGCAUUCGCAAGGAGUCGAGCCUUCGCAAGGAGUGCAGCCUUCGCAAGGAAUGCAGCCUUCACAUGCAUUGCAGCCUUCGCAAGGAGUGCAGCCUUCGCAAGGGGUGCAGCAUUCGCAAGGAAUGGAGCCUUCGCAAGGAGUGCAGCCUUUGCAAGGAAUGCAGCCUUCACAUGCAUUGCAGCCUUUGCAAAGAGUGCAGCCUUCGCAAGGAGUGCAGCAUUCGCAAGGAGUGGAGCCUUCGGAUGGAGUGCUGCCUUCGCAAAGAGUGCCGCCUUCACAUGGAGUGUGGCCUUUGCAUGGAUUGCAGCCUUCACAUGGAAUGCAGCCUUCACGAGGAGUGCAGCCUUCACAUGGAGUGCUGCCUUCCCAUGGAGUGCUGCCUUCACAUGGACUGCAGCCACAAGGUGUGUUGUCCUCAAAAGAUGAGCUUUCCUUCACAAGGAGUGCAGCCUUUGCAAGGAGUGGAGCCUUUGCAAGGAGUGCAGCCUUUGCAAGGAGUGCAGCCUUUGCAAGGAGUACAGCCUUCGCAAGGAGUGCAGCAUUCCCAAGGAGUGCAGCAUUCGCAAGGAGUGCAGCCUUUGCAAGGAGUGCAGCCUUCGCAUAUAGUGCACCCUUCGCAAAGAGUGCCGCCUUUGCAUGGAGUGUGGCCUUUGCAUGGAUUUCAGCCUUCACAUGGAGUGGAGCCUUCAAAUGA